AUGGCAUAUUGUUGGAAAACAGAUCUAAAUACCAGUGAAUCACAUCAAGAGCAGCAUGAGCACCAAGAAUUUCACUCUGUAAAUCAGUUCCUUUUCCCUAGCCCAGUCAGCCUGGGUUUUGAUCAGCUAGUAGAUGAGCUCAGUAAUAACAUUCCGCUCUAUCAGAGUGAAAUUGAAGAAAACACUGUUUUUGUUCCCAGUACACCAAGCGGGGACUCAAGAACACAUUCGUUAGAUGAAACACACCAAAUACCCUUGAAUGAAUUAACUUCUAAAAGCUCAGAACUCUCCUGUCACCAAGUUAGGAAAACACCAGUAAUUGGCUUUAGGAGCUCUGUGCUACCAAAUCCUGAAAACACGAACAAAGGAAGCUCUUGGGGAAACCCCAUAGGAAAACAUCAUGGUGUUGAUGAUUACAGAUUCAAUAUUUUAGCUUCAUCAUCCACUAGUUUGGAUAAAAUUAAUUCACAGAGAAAAUUAGAAAAUGAAAAACAUAACUACCACAUAGGAUUUGAAAGUAGCAUCCCUUCUAUAUAUCCAUCCUUUUCAACUGACUUCAUGCCAAAAGAAGAGAAUAAAAGAGGCAGAAAUAUGGACAUUGUGGAACAUUCUCUGAUGCCUUUUGAAGGCUCUUCUUUACCCAGGACCUGGGAAAAUACAUGGCUAAAGAAUAGAGAGCUGACAGGUUGUUCUCUUCAGCUAGUUGAAGUACCUCAAGGCAGUAAUAAGACUCUGGCCUCCUUCUGCGACAAAGUAAAAACAAUAAGAGAAACGUAUCAUGCAGCUGACAUUAAUUCCAAUUCAGGGAAGAUCUGGAGCACUACUACAGCAUUUCCCUAUCAGCUCUUUUCUAAUACUAAGUUUAACAUAAAUAUUUGUAUUGAUAACUCAACACAACUACUUCAUUUUAUGCCAUAUGCUAAUUAUCUUGUCAAAGACCUAACAGCAGAGAUUCUACAUUUUUGUACAAAUGACCAGUUAUUCCCCAAAGAUCAUCUUCUAAGUAUAUGUGGCUCUGAAGAAUUUUUGCAGAAUGAUUUUUCUUUGGGGAGCCACAAAAUAUUUCAGAAAGAUAAAUCUGUUAUUCAACUCAAUCUGCAGAAAAAUGGGAAUGUUCCAGGAAAGUUAUGUCGAAAGCAUGAAGAUGACCACAGUCAGUUUUAUCUGAACCAACUUCUAGAAUUUAUGCAUAUUUGGAAAGUAUCCAGACAGUGCCUCUCAACAGUAAUCAAAAAAUAUGACUUCCACCUGAAAUCCCUAUUGAAAACCCAGCAAAAUGUAGAUAAUAUUAUUGAAGAAGUAAAAAAUAUAUGCAGUGUUCUGGGGUGUGUGGAGACCAAACAAAUUACAGAUGCUGUAAAUGAACUACGUCUAAUUCUUCAGAGAAAAAUAGAGAAUUUUCAUCAAAAUUCAGAGACUUCAGCAAAAGGCUUGAUAGAGAAAGUGACAACUGAACUAUCCAGGUCCAUCUACCAGCUUAUCAAUGCCUAUUGCUGCAGCUUUUAUGCAGAUUUCCAGCCUCUAAAUGUACCUGAUGACAUUUCCUAUGUAAAUCCUGGGCUCCAUUCCCACCUUAGCUUCACAGUGUAUGCAGUUCACAAUAUUCCAGAGACUUGGGUGCACAGGAUCAAUUUUCCUCUUGAAAUAAAGUCACUUCCAAGGGAAUCCAUGCUCACUAUAAGAUUGUUUGGGAUUGUCUAUGCAACCAAUAAUGCCAAUUUAUUGGCUUGGACUUGUCUUCCAUUGUUUCCAAAAGACAAAUCCAUUCUCGGGUCUAUGCUAUUCAGCAUGACAUUACAGAAUGAGCCUCCCAUAGAAAUGAUAGCUCCAGGAGUGUGGGAUAUAAGCCAGCCAUCUCCAGUGAUCCUGCAGAUUGAUUUUCCAGCUACUGAGUGGGAGUAUAUGAAACUUGAUUUUGAAGACAAUAGAAAUAACCUUGAAGAACCACCAAAAGAGUGUUUAAAACAUAUUGCCAGACUUUCACAGAAACAAUCUCCCUUGCUACUCUCUGAGGAAAAGAGAAGAUACUUAUGGUUUUAUCGCUUCUACUGCAAUAAUGAAAACUGCUCCCUUCCUUUGGUCCUGGGUAGUGCCCCUGGAUGGGAUGAAAGGACUGUUUCAGAAAUACAUACCAUUUUGAGAAGAUGGAAAUUUUCUUGCCCUUUGGAGGCACUUGGACUUCUGACUGCUAGUUUUCCAGAUCAAGAAAUUCGUAAAGUGGCAGUUCAACAAUUAGACAACCUCUUGAAUGAUGAACUACUGGAAUAUCUCCCACAGCUAGUUCAGGCUGUCAAGUUUGAAUGGAACCUUGAAAGUCCUCUGGUACAAUUCCUAUUGCACCGUUCAUUGCAAAGCAUCCAGAUAGCCCAUCGUCUUUACUGGCUGCUAAUGGAUGCACAGAAUGAAACUUAUUUUAAAAGCUGGUAUCAGAAGCUGUUGGCUGCUCUCCAAUUCUGUUCAGGAAAAGCCUUGAGUGAUGAGUUUUCCAAGGAGAAGAAACUUAUUAAAAUUCUGGGAGACAUCGGGGAAAAAGUCAAGUCUGCCAGUGACCCUCAAAGACAGGAGGUACUAAAGAAAGAGAUUGGCAGACUAGAAGAAUUCUUUCAGUGUAUAAAGACCUGCCACCUUCCUCUGAACCCUGCCCUGUGUAUAAAGGGUAUUGAUCGUCAUGCAUGUUCAUAUUUCACAUCUCACGCUUUGCCAUUGAAGAUUACUUUCAUCAAUGCUAACCCAAUGGGCAAAAACAUCGGCGUCAUUUUUAAGGCCGGAGAUGAUCUUCGUCAGGAUAUGCUUGUUCUGCAGAUUAUUCAAGUGAUGGACAAUAUUUGGCUGCAGGAGGGCUUGGAUAUGCAAAUGAUCAUUUAUAGAUGUUUAUCCACAGGAAAAGGUCAAGGUUUGGUGCAGAUGGUACCUGAUGCCAUAACCCUAGCAAAGAUCCAUCGCCAUUCUGGACUGAUAGGACCAUUGAAAGAAAACACAAUCAAAAAGUGGUUCAGUCAGCACAACCAUUUAAAGGCAGAUUAUGAAAAGGCCUUGAGGAACUUUUUCUAUUCCUGUGCUGGCUGGUGUGUGGUAACGUUCAUCCUGGGAGUCUGUGACCGACAUAACGACAAUAUCAUGCUGACAAAGUCAGGCCACAUGUUUCAUAUUGACUUUGGAAAAUUCCUAGGUCAUGCACAAACAUUUGGAGGGAUAAAAAGGGACCGAGCACCUUUUAUUUUUACUUCAGAGAUGGAGUACUUUAUUACAGAGGGUGGGAAAAACCCACAGCAUUUCCAAGAUUUUGUGGAGCUUUGCUGUCAAGCUUAUAAUAUUGUCAGAAGGCACAGUCGACUGCUCUUGAACCUGUUAGAAAUGAUGAUACAUGCAGGAUUGCCUGAGCUGGGUGGAAUCCAAGACCUGAAAUAUGUGUAUAAUAAUCUUCGUCCACAAGACACAAACCUGGAAGCAACAAGUCAUUUUACCAAGAAAAUAAAGGAAAGUCUGGAGUGCUUCCCUGUUAAGUUAAAUAACUUGAUCCAUACACUUGCACAAAUGACAGCCAUAAGUCCUGCUAAAUCUACUUCACAGACUUUUCCCCAGGAAUCCUGUAUGCUGAAUGCAACCAGGUCAAUUCAAAGAGCGACAAUUUUAGGGUUCAGCAAGAAAACUAGUAAUCUGUAUCUAAUCCGGGUGAAACACAGUAACAAUGAAACAAGCCUGACAGAAAAAUCAUUUGACCAGUUUUCAAAACUUCACAGCCAACUUCAGAAGCAGUUUGCAUCAUUGACUCUCCCAGAAUUUCCUCACUGGUGGCACUUACCUUUUACAAAUUCAGACCACAAAAGAUUCAGAGACCUAAAUCAUUACAUGGAACAGAUAUUAAAUGGAUCAUAUGAAGUUGCAAACAGUGGUUGUGUGGUUAGUUUUUUCCUCUCCGAGCCAGUUCAACAAACAAUUGAAGAAUCAUCGCUCAUGGACCUAGGUGAGAAGUUUCCUGACAAGACGCCUAAGGUGCAGUUAGUGAUAUCUCAUGAGGAUGCGAAGCUGACCAUCCUAGUGAAACACAUGAAAAACAUUCAUCUCCCAGAUGGCUCUGUGCCCAGUGCACAUGUCGAAUUUUAUCUUUUACCAUAUCCCAGUGAAGUUCGUAGGAAGAAAACGAAAUCUGUUCCAAAAUGUACUGACCCCACUUAUAAUGAAAUUGUGGUGUAUGAUGAAGUCACAGAGCUCCGAGGACAUGUCUUAAUGCUUAUUGUGAAGAGCAAAACCGUAUUUGUGGGCGCAAUUAACAUCCAACUUUAUAGUGUCCCUCUCAACGAAGAAAAAUGGUAUCCACUAGGAAACUGUAUAAUUUGACCAUUUCUAUCAACCAAUGCAUUAUUCAUUAACUACUUAUAUCUUUUUCACUUCUAGGCCUCUCUAUCACAAGAGCAGGACAUUUUUGUUUUCAAAGAUAGCUUAGUGUACAAGGACACAAGAAAAAUAAAUAAGAAU
Odobenus rosmarus divergens (Pacific walrus) is the source of this 4476-nucleotide messenger RNA. It is a transcript of the gene PIK3C2G, whose product is annotated as phosphatidylinositol-4-phosphate 3-kinase, catalytic subunit type 2 gamma. Bases 1 to 4338 code for a protein of 1445 amino acids. Gene Ontology annotation, cellular component: cytoplasm; phosphatidylinositol 3-kinase complex; plasma membrane. NCBI's taxonomy places the organism in Eukaryota, Metazoa, Chordata, Mammalia, Carnivora, Odobenidae. Gene Ontology annotation, biological process: phosphatidylinositol 3-kinase/protein kinase B signal transduction; phosphatidylinositol-3-phosphate biosynthetic process; cell migration. The record is from RefSeq and is a predicted model, not a curated record. Gene Ontology annotation, molecular function: phosphatidylinositol binding; 1-phosphatidylinositol-4-phosphate 3-kinase activity; 1-phosphatidylinositol-3-kinase activity. The transcript has 31 exons.